This is a messenger RNA of Trametes versicolor FP-101664 SS1, 851 nucleotides long. RefSeq lists its product as uncharacterized. The record is from RefSeq and is a predicted model, not a curated record. NCBI's taxonomy places the organism in Eukaryota, Fungi, Basidiomycota, Agaricomycetes, Polyporales, Polyporaceae. The coding region runs from base 304 to 738 and encodes 144 amino acids. The transcript is spliced from 2 exons.
GCUCGUCGUCCCUUCUCCUCCUCUCUUCAACUUGCUUAUAUUCCCGCCCAGUUGAUCUGCAGGCGGACCAGGCUCGGUUGACCCGACUACUUAGUGCUAUAUCGCUCGCGUUCCCUCUGCAAGACCUCUUUGCGACCCGCGCAGCUUGUAUCGCACGACUUUCAUUCCUCCUUUGGCCGUAGAUUUGGUGUCUGGUGCACAUUCUGCGUCGCCUGCCCUAUAUACAUACCCUUCACUCGCCCAUCCCACACGCUACACGCUACACGCACCCAUCCACGACACACCUCUCGGCCAGCAAGCACCAUGGUCCGCCGCUCGCCACCUACCCCCCUCCGCUUGCACAACGGCCCGCUGCCCGCGCGCGGCCAGCCGCGGCACACACUCCCCUCGCUCCCGUGCCCCGCCUUCUGCGGGCCCGUCCCCACCUCAUCCACCACCGCCCCUGGGCCCGUCCCGCGCGCGCGCAUGGUGCACACCGAGCUGCCGCAGCUGUACAUCCCGGACCUCGCGCUGCCCGGCUUACCUGGGGUGUUCUCCGCCGCGCUGGACACGGGGAGCAUGCCGGGCUCGCCGACGUCCGCAGGGUCGUCGGUGUCGAGCUUGAGCGGGGGCGGGGCGAGGAAGAGGAGCAGGGAGUUUGUGAGGGGCCCGUGGGACCACUCGGGCGCGAUUCGGGUGCCGUUUGAUGUUAGCACGGUGUUGGCGCCGCUGAGGCCGGCGGCCAUUAACGUGCGGUGAAUUUGGAGGGGUGGAUUGGGUUGGAGGUUGGGGUAAGGGAGUUUUGGAGGUUGCGUUGGAGAAGAUUUGCUUUACUAUGCAUGUCAGCGAGCAAUGAAAUUACCGCGUUCCUU